AUGUCGAGCGACUCGAUUCUGGCGGCCGGGGAGCAUCUGUGGACGUACAAUUCGAUGAAGCAGCCGGUGAGCGGAGCACCGACCACCGUGCUCAUGUACUCAAAUCAGUCGAAUGCCGGCAGCCGACUCUUCCAUCACACUCCGACGACGCUGCGAUCCUACGUCGGAGGCACCGGAACCCCGAUUAUGGCUCCGCCGCACAUUCCGAUUAGGCAUUCCGAAUCAACGACACUGCGGCUGAAUCCUGGAGACGGCUGCUCCGCAUAUCACACGGUCUCCGUGAACCGACUGAAUGGAAUCCCGCAGUCAGAAGUGUACGAAGAGAUCGCUCCAAUCGGUUAGUCAUUCCCGUCUUUUCAAUCUUUCAAUAACGUUUUGUCAUUACAGGAACGAUGGGACAUAUGGGCUACAUGACUACCCGACCCAAUAUGGCCAACAUUCCCCCGAUGAACAACAUGAACAGUCGGAUGUCACUUCGGAAGCCUCCGCCCACGUGCAAGCCUCCACAGCCUCCGCAGAGCCCUGUUCAUAGCGACGGAAGCUAUGAAAUCACAAGGAUAACGGGCACUUCCGAGUCUCCUCGGGAUCGUCAGUGGAACGAAGACGGUCGGGAAAGCGGCUACGGAACGGCGCCGAGUCUCCAAUGGAAGAGCCCGUCGGGUAGCGCCCGAUUGGAAGCAGAAGCCGCCGCCCGGGCGAUGACCUACGUGUAG
Messenger RNA from Caenorhabditis sp. 36 PRJEB53466, 713 nucleotides. Lineage: Eukaryota; Metazoa; Nematoda; Chromadorea; Rhabditida; Rhabditidae. The record is from the annotation of a GenBank genome assembly.